Parus major (Great Tit) is the source of this 747-nucleotide messenger RNA. Its product is annotated as CCHC-type zinc finger protein CG3800-like. Lineage: Eukaryota; Metazoa; Chordata; Aves; Passeriformes; Paridae. The coding region runs from base 1 to 747 and encodes 248 amino acids. The transcript is spliced from 3 exons. The record is from RefSeq and is a predicted model, not a curated record.
AUGGCUUCAGCUCCCCCUGCCCGGCACCUUCUCCUGAAACUCAGCGGCAGCAGAAUCUCACCGGAGCCAGGGGCCGGCCUGGCCCGGCAGCGCCGCUGGGAAGGGCUCGCUGGGAUCCCCGGGAAGGGCUCGCUGGGAUGCCCGGGAAGGGCUCGCUGGGAUGCCCGGGAAGGGCUCGCUGGGAUGCCCGGGAAGGGCUCGGUGGGAUCCCCGGCAAGGGCUCGGUGGGAUCCCCGGCAAGGGCUCGGUGGGAUCCCCGGCAAGGGCUCGUGCCCGGAGCGCCCGGAGCAGUGCCCGGAGUGCCCGGAGUGCCCGGAGUGCUCGGAGCAGUGCCCGGAGCACACGGAGCAGUGCCCGGAGUGCACGGAGCAGUGCCCGGAGUGCCCGGAGUGCCCGGAGCGCCCGGAGCAGUGCCCGGAGUGCCCGGAGCAGUGCCCGGAGUGCCCGGAGCAGUGCCCGGAGUGCCCGGAGCAGUGCCCGGAGCAGUGCCCGGAGCAGUGCCCGGAGUGCUCGGAGCAGUGCCCGGAGCGCACGGAGCAGUGCCCGGAGUGCCCGGAGCGCACGGAGCAGUGCCCGGAGUGCUCGGAGCAGUGCCCGGAGUGCUCGGAGCAGUGCCCGGAGUGCUCGGAGCAGUGCCCGGAGUGCUCGGAGCAGUUCAAGAAAACUUCCAAGCAGAAGUUAAGCUCAGAACAAGGAGCAGCCCAGCAGAUAGGUAAGGACAUGACCACGCUUCCUGGCAGGAAUUAG